Molecule: messenger RNA, 4014 nt
Organism: Gamsiella multidivaricata
Lineage: Eukaryota; Fungi; Mortierellomycota; Mortierellomycetes; Mortierellales; Mortierellaceae
Product: WD40-repeat-containing domain protein
Exons: 7
Coding region: 1-4014 (1337 amino acids)
Molecular function (GO): protein binding
Source: RefSeq, a predicted model, not a curated record
AUGCAAGAUCAAUCCACCACCGACAUAGCGAUGCAUCAUGCUAUGGACACAGCCUUCCCACCAUCACCUCAGUGGUAUCAACCCCAGUCGGCAUGUCUCUGCUACCUCUCCGAGAAUACUGGUUGGCUUCUAUAUUCGCUCAACAAUGCGGUCCAUAUCCUGAACCCGUUCACGCUCAAGUAUAAUGGUGCCCUGCAGGGUGGCCACAGCGCCAGAGUCAACGCCAUCGCCGCUCGACCUGCAACUCCUUUUUGUUCAACAGAGCAAGAGCCAGUCCAAUACGCGGAGAACCUCGGACAGGAUUCUUGGGCGGAUCAGAAGGAAUCUCCAGAGCCGAGGAGAGUCCUUGUAGCAACAGCCGGAGAAGACUCCACGGUGGUGUGCUGGGAUGUCGCGACGCGUAGAGCUCUUGCCUCGCUGAAAAAAACGCAUACAAAAGGCGUCAAAGUUGUCGAAUGGACAAGUGAUGGUCGCUACAUUGUCUCUGGUGACAGUGCAGGAGUGGUUGCAGUCUGGUCUCCUUUUGAUGGCAAGAUGAACAGGAAGACGCUCCCGGAAAAGCCCGGUAUAUGCUGUAUGAGCGCAAGCCCUACAUGCCCUGACACGGUCGCCAUAGGACUUGAAGGCGGCGACAUCCUUAUUUGCCAAGUCAAUCUGACCUACAUUGUUGUAUUGCGCCGGCUGAAUGGCCAUACGAGUAAGAUCCACAGCAUGUCUUGGCAGCAACCAUCAGCAAUGCAGGAUCAGGGCUACACUCUUUUGGCUUCUGGGGCAGCGGACCAAACAAUCAGGAUAUGGGAUGUCGAGAAAGAAGCUACCGCCUAUGUUUUCCCAAUGCCUGAGGUCGAUCACAAGUUAUCACCACAGCAGCGAUCCAAACUCUGGGUGCCUGUCGGUUGGGUGUCAAAGGGUCGGGAUAUCAUCUCGUGCACUAGUCGCCAACGGGAUCCAGGAAAGAUUGCCAUGGGUCUCGGAUGCGAUACAAUCAAGGUCUGGAAUACCCUCAGCCAGGAAGAGCCCUAUGAGAGCGUUAUGGUAGAGCGGAUGCAGAGUAAAGUUCGUACAGUGAAGUGGCACCCGGUCGAGGAAGGGACGCUCUGUUUCGGUCUUGAAAGCGGCAAAAUUGGCAUGGUGGAGAACAUCUAUGGCCCUAACCCAUUUGGAAAUGGCCAGCACGAGAAGCAGGGGAAGAAGGGAAAGCAGGGGAAGCAGGACAUAGGUAAGGUUUGCCAAAAGAUGACAACCUUCCAAUCCUAUCACGAAGGUGCUAUCACGUCCAUCGCGUGGUGUAGUCCCAAGGCGUUUGAAGCCCCAGUUCCUGAACUUUUCGAUCUCUCCCUUCGCGACUCUUCCUUCUGCAUCGUUUCAUGUGGCAGCGAUGGCAAGAUCCUGAUCAGCGAUUCCACAAAGCCUACGAACAAGAGCCUCGAUCUCAAGGUGGUUCUUCAGCGGCAGAACUCGGCUUGGUAUCAAUCGUAUAGUGCCAUCAAGGGUCUCGAGGCGCCAUGGAGACGCGACUUUGCCAUCCAUCCGAAUGAGGAUCUGAUAGCCAUUGGUAAUGGCGACGGAUCGGUUGAAGUCUUUGAACUGAAGCAUUUCAAGCUGGUUUACGUUUUUCAAGGACAUACGAAGCGGGUUAAUCGUGUCAAGUGGGAGUGUUCAGUGGCCGGCGCAGGCGACGGCUCAACUGAGAGAAUAGCAACGAGCUCUUCACCAAUGAUGGUCGAUACGAAUUUCGUUCUGCCGACAACGCAAGCAUUUGCCAUCUUUCGCUGCCAUAACAGAGGUAUUUCGGACCUGACGUGGUCACCUCACGGAUACGGCUCAGGUUCUGAUUUAGCACGAUUUCGACACCUCGUAUCGGCAUCAUACGACGGCAAGGCGAUAGUGUACCAGAUCCAGUUGGAUGAUGUGAUCAGAGAUGGUCAUCAGCUCCGUCAGAUUGAAGAAGGAGAAGCUUCGAACGGGACAGAGGCGACGCGCGAUCUGUCCUCACAGGUGGAGCAUAAAGUGGUUGCCUGCUUCAGCGGCCAUGUCAGCGGCCAGAUCCUUUCAGUACACUGGAGCAUGACCGAGAUCGAUCAGAUUUACAGUGGAGGUCAGGAUUGGCGGCUCUGUGUCUGGGAUUGGAGGUCCCAUCCGUUUUCCGAUAGACAGCUGUCCAAAGAGCCGUUGACAACACACAAAGGAGCACUCAAGGAUGUUGCCGCCUCGUCUUCCCAAGACUCUGAAGCGGCGAGGGUGAAGGGAGCGAAUCAAAGUGGGGCUAUCGUGGAGCCGGACGAUUUGCUGAAGCCGGAAACACAGUUAGGGCAGGAACAGAAACAGAUGAACACUCCUUCGAGUAUGGGCACUGUGAAACAGGAUGAUAGGACUAUGGAGGAUGUUGAGAGUGUGCCACGGCCACCGAAGAGAGAGAGCGAUACCAGCUUGUGGCCCGAGGCUACUGUCUCUAAGCGCACACGGACAAAGCCUAAAAGCGUCAUCUCUUCUGUAGCUCUGCAACCGCCCAGGAAAUUUGCCUCUGAAACGGACACCGAGCUCGUCAACCUGUUCCCGGCAAGUGCGACUGCCUUUCAAUUUAACUCCAAGGAAAAGGUUCAUCUGGAAAUCAUACGGCUGGCGCGCAACCUCUACUGUCGACGAGUUGGACAGGGUGGCUGUCUAGAGCGAGAGGAGGAGGUCGAGGCAGCAAGAAUCCGAUGGCUCGCAAUGCUAGGAUUCUUUGAGAAGGAUGGAGAGAAGCAGGGUGUGGCACUGUCGCACAUUUUAGGUAGCGAUGUUGAUGAGAUGAAUCUUGGAGACAAGGAUGAGAAAGGCCAAGAGGACCAAGGUGAACAUGUUAAUCAGAGCAGAAAGGACUCACAUCUUGUAUCGAAGACACAGGGCGUCACAGCAUCGUGUGGUGCUUCUGAAGGGAGCAACCUAGGAUACUUGGCCGUGGACCACCAUUCAUCAGAUACCACCUCACUUAAAACGAAUGCGCGGUCCCAGGUACCAGAGGCAUGGCAGGGAGACGACUGUACGGCAUCAAGUUGUGACCUGGUAUUUUAUGGCUCACGGGAAUCGAUAAAAGCACUGGCGGAGAUGGAGACAGAGGAGCUGGCCAAGAAACAAUCACAACGUGGCACCUCAAUCUUUAGGGUCGGCGGAGGCCUAGGUGUUCUUCCUUUGGAGAAAAACAGUAGUACCCCACCAUCUCAGGCAAGUUUAGGAAGUAUUGGUCAGCUCAGUCAGAUCCCGGUCUCGUACUGGCUGGGCGAUGUACCCAAAGUGGCGGACAUUCUGGACUCUCUUCCUGACUCUGAGCUCGGGAUUCAGGACUGGAUUGGGAUUGCGCUCUCGCCGAUGGGAGGCGCUGGUGCUUGGCGCUAUAUGAUGACCAGGACGGCGGCUAAGUUUGCAGAGCGAGGGGAGGUUCAUGCCGCAGCGCUGUGUUACUUGGGGAUCGGACGCGUCGCUGAGGCCGUGGAUGUUUACCGCCGGGCAAAGUUGUAUCGUGAAGCGUUGAUGUUACUCCGGAUCAGGCUUUGGGACGACGAUGACGAUGCCGAUAACGAUGGCGAUACUGAAGGCGAUGGAUGGAACGAAGGCGACAGUGAAGACAGGAGCACGGACGAUAAGCAUAAACAUGUGGUGCCAUGGGACCCGGGGGCACUUCAUAUCCAAAUCUUGACAGAGUGGGGCCGGGAGAUGGAGCGACUGGGCCAGUAUGAGAAGGCGUGCAAGUGUCAACUCACACUCGCAUCGAUCCUUGCAAGACGGAUGCGACGGAAUAGUGGGGACCAGUUGCCUUUGGAGAGUGCCAGCAAGCUAAUUCAAGAAACACCCUCGGUGGGACUGCAGACGCUGGCGAGAAGAGGCGAUGUUACGACGCUGCGGACAGUGGCUGGCCUCGCAAUCCUACUCAGAGAUCCGUCUUGCCAGGAGCGCAUUUUACGAUAUGAGGCUGCCAUUGCCCAAAAGAGGGAGGCCGAUCGCGUCCGCAAGGGUCAACAUCAAGCGCAUCAUUGA